AUGGCCUUAAUAUCUCCAAGAAAGCUGAGAUACGAUCUCUACUCAUACUCAUACCAAGAAAACUCAAACACGCCUUUAGUCAUUUCAAUUCUUGCAUCCCUGAUCGAGAGAACGCUGGCUAGGAAUGAAAGAAUCGCUAAGAAGUACUCCAAAUGGACGGGGGUUUCUAAAACACGAGUCGACUGCAACGAGACGCCCGACAUGACGAUUCAGUCGUAUUUAGAGAGGAUCUUCAGAUACACUAGAGCUGGACCGCCGGUCUACGUUGUUGCCUAUGUUUAUAUCGACAGGUUUUGCCAGUUUUACCCUGAGUUUAGGAUUGGAGCCAGGAAUGUGCAUAGGCUGCUCAUCACUACAAUUAUGGUCGCAUCUAAGUAUGUCGAGGAUAUGAAUUACAUAAAUUCAUACUUUGCUCAUGUGGGGGGAUUGACAACGAACGAACUGAACAAACUGGAGGUUGAAUUCUUGUUCUUGAUGAAGUUCAAAUUGCAUGUGAAUAUGAGUGUUUAUGAGAGCUAUUGCUGCCAUUUGGAGAGGGAAGUGAGCAUUAGCGGAGGGUACCAAAUAGAGAGGACUUUGAGGUAUGCUGAGGAGAUCAAAACCAAAUAA
Messenger RNA from Sesamum indicum (sesame), 609 nucleotides. RefSeq names its product cyclin-U2-1-like. Gene Ontology annotation, biological process: regulation of cyclin-dependent protein serine/threonine kinase activity. The record is from RefSeq and is a predicted model, not a curated record. Gene Ontology annotation, molecular function: protein kinase binding. NCBI's taxonomy places the organism in Eukaryota, Viridiplantae, Streptophyta, Magnoliopsida, Lamiales, Pedaliaceae.